Messenger RNA from Lingula anatina, 5606 nucleotides. RefSeq names its product symplekin. Gene Ontology annotation, cellular component: mRNA cleavage and polyadenylation specificity factor complex. Lineage: Eukaryota; Metazoa; Brachiopoda; Lingulata; Lingulida; Lingulidae. The record is from RefSeq and is a predicted model, not a curated record.
CCAUUUGUGAAAGAAGUCACACUUGCCGGCUGCCCACGCUGCAGCUUUUGUUGCAAUUGCACUCACAUUGAUAUAUUCUUGUUGUAAUAAAAUAUGGCUACAAAUUUACGACGAAGUACAGCUGCACAGUUCUUUGAAGAUGAAGACACGGCUGUUGCUGAGACCAUGUCAACUUAUGACCGGGUGGUUGAACUGAUUAACCAGGCCUCAUUGUUACAAAAAGAUGUACAGAGAAUAGGCAACUUAAAACAGGUACAAGAGUUGAUCAUCAAUAAAGACCCAAAUCUACUGGAUAAUUUCUUAGAUGAGAUGCUUGCAUUUCAAACAGACAAGUCCUCCGAUGUCCGCAGGUUCAUCAUUGGUUUUAUGGAGGAAGCAUGCAAGCGGGAUCCAGAAAUAUUGUCCAAGAUUGUCAGCAACUUGAAUAUCUUACUUCAAGAUGACAACAUCCAAGUUCAGAAGAAGGUUAUACUUUCCAUGAUACAGCUGUAUAAAGUGGCAUUACAGUGGCUGUGUAAGUCUAAGAUUAUCACAGAGACCAUGGACCAAACCUGGCAGUUUCUGGUCAGGAUCAAAGACAGGAUUGUGGAUCUUAUGGACUCAGAAAAUGAUGGUAUUCGCACCCAUGCAAUCAAGUUCAUUGAAGCCUUGGUAGUCACUCUCUCUGCAAAGACAGAGGACUCUGAAAUACCAAAGAAAUCAGAGAGUGACAUCUCUCUAGAUCAAAUAGAUGAAAAACACAAGUAUCUCAAGUUCAAGAAGUUGGAAGAAGAAGGCAACAAAGCUCUGGAUGCCUUACUGGAAUACCAAGCCUCGGCACACAUCUCAAGUGUGAACUUAAUGGCCUGUAUGGGAAGUCUCACCUCCAUUGCCAAACAGAGGCCACAGUUUAUGUCCAGGGUAGUGCAGGCCUUUGAAUCCUUACAUGUGAACCUCCCUCCCACUCUGGCUAAAUCCCAGGUGAACAGUGUACGUAAGAACAUGAAGAUGCAGUUGUUGAUCCUGCUGAAGCACCCUGGCUGUGUAGAAUACCACCCUCAAGUCACCACACUACUCACUGACCUCGGGGCCACACAGAUGGAGGUUGUAAAAGCCAUGCCUAAAAUUGAUGAAAAUAGAAAAAGAAAACUAGAAGCUGGUCAACAGCAGGCCAAGAAGGCAAAGAUGGAGACUAAAAUAGAAGAUGAUGAUGUUGAUGAGACACCAUUUGUAACAUUGGGUGGUGGGAAGCAGCAGACGACCACAUCCCAGCAGUCGGCCAUUGAUGUCACAGCAGAGGAGCUGGUGCCGCGGCUGAAUCCACACAAUGUGGCAGAUCUCGUACUUCUCAGCAUGGUGAUGUUACCGGACACCUUGCCUGCCUCUUUCCAAGCUACAUACACCCCUAUUGCUGCGGCUGGUACUCAGGCACAGAUAAAGCACAUGUCCAGACUCCUAGCCACUCAACUGGUGGCCGCGGGCUAUGGACAUGGCUUCACUGAGGCCAAGAAACUCCAGGAGAAAGACAAAGCCUCUAGUUCAGCUGCUGCUGACGUGGAGGAAGAGGACGAAGACCAGGCACCUUCACCAAAACACACUAUACAGACACUUGUAGGUGGAUCCACUGCUGCAGGAGUCAAAGAAGACAAAGAGGCAACAAAGAGCAUCUUCCUGCCACCUCUGCCGGCUGUUGCUCCAAAGAAAACUCCUGGAGGAUUGAGACAGUUUAAGUUGGCCAGUGUCACCAAGCCUCUGAAACCAGAGCAGCUGGAUGACAUGGCUGCCAGCGCCAUCACCAGAAUUCUCAGAGCAGACAAGCAGUCUAUGUCAUCAGGCAUCCUGCAGUCUAGGAACAAGUUGUUGGCAGGACUUGUAGCACAGUUUGGAGGAGAGCUGAAGACCAUGCUGAUAGACUACAUAUUUGAGGACCUACGUAACCGCUCUGACCUGGCAUUUGCGUGGCUGUACCAGGAGUAUGCCAACUACCAGGGUUACACAGUGACCAGUGGAGAGAAGAAGAGUAGCCAUGCCUAUGAUGAAUGCUUGACCAGGCUAUUGACUGGUCUUCUGAAUAGACCAGACCAGAAAGAAGGGUUAUUCAGUCGACUCCUGCUAGAAGCCCCAAGUAUUACAGACAAUGCUGUCCAUGUACUGAAGAAGUAUUGCCAGGAUGAGUCUAGAGUGUACCUUGGGAUGUCCACAGUGAGAGACCUGGUGCUCAGGAGACCCAAUCAGAAAAUGAAGUUCCUCAACGCCCUGCUGGACUUUACCUCCCACGAGAAACCAGAAGUGAGGAACAUCGCUACCAGGGUAACCAAGAAACUGUACGAGAGACCUGACCUCAGAGAGCACAUAGAGCAACAUGCUUUGACCCACCUGAGGUACUUAACACAGCCACGACCACCUGCCAAAUUAUUUGGUCCAAACACUGGGAGGCCAGAAUAUCAAGAUGUCUGGACAGACGAUAAUGCCAAGUUAUGUCUGUACCUAUACCUGGGAAUACUACCUGUCAAUGAUGCUCUCAUUCAUGAGCUAGCAUUAGUGUACACAGCCACAUCUCCAGACAUCAAGAGGACCAUCUUCCGUGUUCUAGAAACUCCAGUGAAAGCCAUGGGUAUGCAGUCCCCAGAGCUGUUAUUGAUGGUGGAAAACUGCCCUAAGGGAGCCGAGACCCUGGUCACCAGGAUAAUACACAUUCUUACUGACAAAGCUGCCCCGUCACCAGAGCUGGUGGAGAGGGUACGAGAUCUGUAUCACAAGAGGGUAUCUGAUGUCAGGUUCUUGAUCCCUGUCCUCAAUGGACUGACCAAGGUAAUAUAUGUCAGGUUCUUGAUCCCUGUCCUCAAUGGACUGACCAAGGUAAUAUAUGUCAGGUUCUUGAUCCCUGUCCUCAAUGGACUGACCAAGGUAAUAUAUGUCAGGUUCUUGAUCCCUGUCCUCAAUGGACUGACCAAGGUAAUAUAUGUCAGGUUCUUGAUCCCUGUCCUCAAUGGACUGACCAAGGUAAUAUAUGUCAGGUUCUUGAUCCCUGUCCUCAAUGGACUGACCAAGGUAAUAUAUGUCAGGUUCUUGAUCCCUGUCCUCAAUGGACUGACCAAGGUAAUAUAUGUCAGGUUCUUGAUCCCUGUCCUCAAUGGACUGACCAAGGUAAUAUAUGUCAGGUUCUUGAUCCCUGUCCUCAAUGGACUGACCAAGGUAAUAUAUGUCAGGUUCUUGAUCCCUGUCCUCAAUGGACUGACCAAGGUAAUAUAUGUCAGGUUCUUGAUCCCUGUCCUCAAUGGACUGACCAAGAAGGAAGUCCUGGGAGCACUCCCCAAGCUGAUCAAGCUGAACCCAGUGGUAGUGAAGGAGGUGUUCAACAGGCUGCUAGGAGUGGGAAUCUCAGCAGAAACAGACUACUCCAGUCCUCUAACCCCAGAUGAACUUUUAAUUUCUCUUCACAACAUUGAUCCUGACAAAUGUGACAUGAAGACAGUAAUCAAAGCCACCAACCUGUGUUUUGCUGAGAAGACCAUCUACACUCAAGAAAUCUUGGCUGUGGUGAUGCAGAAGUUGAUGGAGCAGAGUCCACUUCCCACAUUACUGAUGAGGACAGUGAUCCAGUCCCUGACCAUGUACCCCAAGCUGAUAGGGUUCAUCAUGAAUAUACUGCAGAGGCUGAUCACCAAACAGGUUUGGAAGCAGAGGAAGGUGUGGGAAGGUUUUGUGAAGUGUUGCCAGAGGACCAAGCCCCAAUCUUUCCAGGUGCUACUUCAGCUCCCUGCCCCUCAGCUGAAGAAUGCCUUUGAAGUCAGUCCGGACCUGAGAGAACCCCUCCUCCACCAUGUACAGGCUCUAACACCUCAUCAGAGGGCACAUAUACCCAAGGCAAUUUCGGCCAUCUUGGAGCGAGACCCUCUGGAAGAGCAACGGGCAGCUGAGGCCAAAGCUAAGGCUGAACAGGAGAGGAUAGACGCUGAGAGAAAAGAGGCAGAAGAAAGGGAAAAGGAGCGGCUUUUUAAACAAAAACUUGAAGAAGAAAGACAGAAGCAGAUGAGAAUACAGCAAGAAAAGGCACUUAAGGCAACAUCAGAGGCCCAGCCUCCAGCCCCAGGGGAACCUGUGCCACAGCCCCAGGGUCAAGCCAUCAGUGUCCUGGGGGGACAAGCCAUUAGUGUUCUUGGACAGUCUUUCCAUAGACCUCCACCUCCCAGUGUAAGGACCCAGAGUGCUCCCAGUGUUAAAACACAGCCUAUACCCAGUGUAAAGACUCAGCCUUCCAGUGUAACAAAGACUGUCCCCCCAGUGACAGCUACUGCAACAGAAACCACAACACAGCACACAGUCUCUGCACCACCUGCUUCAAACCCUUCAACAAGUCUAGUAAAAUCUGAAGAAAAACAAGAACCUUCUAAUGAAGGAAUGGAAAAAGAAGAAAAUGAAGGAAAAGAAAAACAAGAAAAGGAGAGGAUGGAAAAAGAAAAAUUAGCAAGACAAAAAAUAGAAAAGGACAAAAUUGAAAAAGAAAUGAAAGAGGCUGAACAAAAGAGACUUGAAAAAGAAAUGCAGGACCAAAAAGCAAGAGAACAAUUAGAAAAAGAAAGACUACAAAAAGAAAAACAAGAAAUGGAGAGAAAAGACAGAGAAGUGAAAGCUCAGUUGGAGAAGGAAAGACAGGAAAAUGAAAAGAAAGCAAUGGAAUUACUGGAAAAGGAAAGGCAGCAGAAGGAAGAGGAAGAGAAGGCGAAAUCAGUUAGGGAACAGUUAGAUCAGAAGAGAGCAGACCAGGCAGAGAAGGGGGAAGCGGUUGUCAAGGAGACGGAGGAAGUGGUUGCCAAGGAGACAGAGGAAGUGGUUGCCAAGGAGACAGAGGAAGUGGUUGCCAAGGAGACAGAGGAGGACAUGGAGACGGAGGAUUCUCAGGAGACAGAACCAGGGGAAGAAGGGGAGGCCAAAGAUGAUAAACCAUCCCCAGUAGUGGGGCGAGGGAGAGGGAGGGGUAGAGGGGGGAAGAAGAAGACAGCAGCGGCUGCUCCCGUCAGGAAGAGCACACGGCAGAAGAAGACAAAAGCAGAUGACUGAGCAUUGAUGAAGUUGUUGUUUACACAUCAACUAAAUCUGAAAAGCUGAUUAAAAAGAAAUUUCUGUUCAUUAAAUAUAGCAGAGUUGAAAAAAGAUCGAGUUUCACAGAAAGCUGCUUUUUUUUUUUUUUUUUUUUUUUAAGUGGCCAUCGACCUUACUAUGAAUUCAAAAGGAAACCACUAAGAGUAGAUGGCAAUACAUUUGAAAUGUUUCCUAGAUGAUAAAAGUAAUGUGGCUUUAAUUACGUCAUUAAAAAAAUGACUGCAGAAUAUCUUUUUUUCUGAAAUAUUACAGAAGACAGAAUGGCAAUAAUGGUCAUAUUCAGAAGAGCUAGUUUUCUGGUAAUUAAGAAAUUGAAUUUUACCAGUGGGAUACAGAGUGUAAUAUGAGAUCUUAAAAAAUAUUACUAGUGGAAUACAUGCAGUGUGUAUAAUGUGUGUACAAGUGAAGAUCCAACUUAAGUACUAUUGUUGAUUGUCAAAAUGCUGUUGCUAUGUGUAUAUGUAGUUACUGAUAAUUAUUGUUAAACACAUGUACAGACAAACAUGUCAAAAUAAACAGUUGAA